Leptonychotes weddellii (Weddell seal) is the source of this 5609-nucleotide messenger RNA. NCBI's taxonomy places the organism in Eukaryota, Metazoa, Chordata, Mammalia, Carnivora, Phocidae. The record is from RefSeq and is a predicted model, not a curated record.
AGUGUCUGAUGCUUCCACGCCCCGAGCUCAGGAGAGGGUCCGAGGCUUCCGAACGCGGACGAGAGGGCGGCGUGCGCUGUUGUCAGGAAGCUAGAAAUGUUGAAAAAAUAAAGCAGAAUGGGGACCUGAUCCAUUGACUUUUGUAUGGGAGAGUCUUCUCAUUUAAGCAGAAACAAAUUUGUGCAAACGAAAGGGGAAAAAAGAAGCAUUUUCUCUGCGAUUACAUAGCGUCUCAUUUAAUUUCCUGCCACAGUUUCUUCCAAUAAGAUUCUUUCUGGCAAGGUACAAGAAAUACACUUCUUUUUUUAAGAAAUGGAAUCUAGUUCAUCAGACUACUGUAAUAAAGACAAUGAAGAAGAAAGUUUGCUUGCAAAUGUUGCUUCCUUAAGACAUGAACUGAAGAUAACGGAAUGGAGUUUGCAGAGUUUAGGGAAAGAGCUAUCCAGUGUUAGUCCAAGUGAAAAUUCCGAUUAUGCCUCUAAUCUUUCAAGAUCUGAAAAACUCAUUCUGGAAGAUCUUUCUCAUCCUAACCAGCUUGGACUUUUGAAUUACGUACCUUAUAAAAAAGUUUGUAAAAUGCCCACUGGCAGUACUGAUUUUCAAAAGAAGCCAAGAGAUAAGAUGUCUUUUUCAUCUGCCCCCAUGGACCAGGAGAUCAGAAAUCUUCGAGAGAAACUUAACAAACUCAGGCAACAGAAUGCUUGUUUGGUCUCACAGAAUCAUUCUUUAAUGACUAAAAUGGAAUCUGUCCACUUUGAAUUAACACAGUCAAGAGCAAAAGUUUCUAUGCUUGAAUCUGUUCAACAACAGGCAGCCAGUGUGCCAAUCUUAGAAGAACAGAUUAUAAAUUUGGAAGCAGAAGUUUCAGCCCAAGAUAAAAUUUUGAGAGAGGCAGAAGAUAAAUUAGAGCAGAGCCAGAAAAUGGUGAUUGAAAAGGAACAGAGUUUGCAGAAAUCCCAAGAGGAAUGUAUAAAGUUAAAGGUGGACUUACUUGAACAAAGUAAACAAGGAAAGAGAGCUGAACGACAAAGGAAUGAAGCACUAUAUAAUGCUGAAGAGCUAAGUAAAGCUUUCCAACAUUAUAAAGAAAAAGUGGCAGAAAAACUGGAAAAGGUUCAAGUUGAAGAAGAAAUAUUAGAGAAAAAUCUAAUUAGCUGUGAAAAAGAAAAUAAAAGGCUACAGGAAAAGUGUGGUCUAUAUAAAAGUGACCUUGAAAUUCUGAAAGAGAAAUUAAGGCAGUUAAAAGAAGAAAAUAACAAUGGAAAAGAAAAAUUAAGGAUCAUGGCAGUGAAAAAUUCAGAAGUUAUGGCACAACUAACUGAGUCUAGGCAAAGUAUUCUGAAGCUAGAGAGUGAAUUAGAGGACAAAGAAGAAGUACUUAGAGAAAAAUUUUCUCUAAUGAAUGAAAACCGAGAGUUAAAGGUCCGUGUUGUAGCACAGAAUGAGCGACUGGAUUUGUGUCAACAAGAAAUAGAAAGUUCAAGGGUAGAACUGAGAAGUUUGGAAAAAGUUAUGUCCCAGUUGCCAUUAAAAAGAGAAAUGUUUGGUUUUAAAUCAUCUCUUUCUAAACACCAGAUGAGUAGUUUGUCAAACAAGGAAGACAAUUACAUUGGCUGCUGUGAGGCAAAUAAAAUGGUGAUUUCAGAAUUGAGGAUUAAGCUUGCAAUAAAGGAGGCAGAAAUUCAAAAGCUUCAGGCAAACCUGGCUGCAAAUCAGUUAUCUAAGAGUCUUCUUGCUUGUAAUGACAAACAAGAAAGUGGCAAAUUAAAUAGUUUAGAGACAGAACCAGUAAAACUAGGAGGUAAUCAAUUAGCAGAAAGAAUAAAAGACCAAAAUCAACAUACUGUGAAUAAGCAGUAUGAAAGAGAAAGGCAGAGACUUGCUUCUGGAAUAGAAGAACUACGUGCUAAGUUGGUGCAAAUAGAAGCUGAGAAUUCUGAUUUGAAGGUUAACAUGGCCCACAGAACUAGUCAGUUUCAGCUGAUACAAGAGGAGCUGCUGGAGAAAGCUUCAAACUCUAGCAAACUAGAAAGUGAAAUGACAAAGAAGUGUUCUCAACUUUUAACUCUCGAGAAACAGCUAGAAGAAAAAAUAGUUGCUUAUUCCUCUAUUGCUGCAAAAAAUGCAGAACUAGAGCAGGAGCUUAUGGAAAAAAAUGAAAAGAUAAGAAGUCUAGAAACCAAUAUCAAUACAGAACAUGAGAAAAUUUGUUUAGCUUUUGAAAAGGCUAAGAAAAUUCAUCUUGAACAGCAUAAAGAAAUGGAAAAGCAGAUUGAAAGAGUCAGACAACUAGAUUCAGCACUGGAAAUUUGUAAGGAAGAACUUGCCUUGCACUUGAAUCAAUUAGAAGGAAAUAAGGAAAAGUUUGAAAAACAGAUAAAGAAGAAAUCUGAAGAGGUAUACUGUUUACAGAAAGAACUAAAGAUAAAAAAUCAUAGUCUUCAAGAGACUGCUGAGCAGAAUCUUAUUCUACAGCAUACUCUUCAGCAACAGCAGCAAAUGUUACAACAAGAGACAAUUAGGAACGGAGAGCUAGAAGACAUUCAAACUAAACUUGAAAAACAGGUAUCGAAACUGGAACAAGAGCUUCAAAAACAAAGGGAAAAUUCAGCUGAAAAGUUGAGAAAAAUGGAGGAGAAAUGUGAAGCAGCCACACAUGAAGCCGAUUUGAAAAGGCAAAAAGUUAUUGAGCUUACUGGUACUGCCAGGCAAGUAAAACUUGAGAUGGAUCAGUACAGAGAAGAACUCUCUAAAAUGGAAAAAGAAAUAAUGUACCUAAAAAGAGAUGGAGAAAAUAAAGCAAUGCAUCUCUCUCAGUUAGACAUGAUCUUAGAACAGACAAAGACAGAACUAGAUAAGAAGACAAAUUCUGUGAAGGAAUUAGAAAAAUUACAGCACCACACUGAAACUGAACUAACAGAAGCUUUGCAGAAACGGGAAGCAUUAGAGUCUGAACUCCAAAAUGCGCAUGGAGAGUUAAAAAGUACUUUAAGACAACUUCAGGAAUUGAGAGAUGUACUACAGAAGGCUCAAUUAUCAUUAGAGGAAAAAUACACUACUAUAAAGGAUCUCACAGCUGAACUUAGAGAAUGCAAGAUGGAGAAUGAAGAUAAAAAGCAAGAACUCCUUGAAAUGGAUCAGGCACUUAAGGAGAGAAAUUGGGAACUAAAGCAAAGAGCAGCUCAAGUUACACAUUUGGAUAUGACUAUUCGUGAGCACAGGGGAGAGAUGGAACAGAAAAUAAUUAAAUUAGAGGGUACUCUGGAGAAAUCAGAAUUGGAACUUAAAGAAUGCAACAAACAGAUAGAAAGUCUGAAUGAAAAAUUGCAAAAUUCCAAAGAACAGCUUCGAGAAAAAGAGUUUAUAAUGCUACAAAAUGAACAGGAGAUAAGUCAACUGAAAAAAGAAAAUGAACGAACACAACAAAAGAUGAAAGAAAUGGAAAAUGUUAUGAAAGAACAGGAACAGUACAUUGCAACUCAGUACAAGGAGGCCAUAGAUAUGGAGCAAGAAUUGAGGCUAACUCGAGAGCAGAUGCAGAACUCUCAUGCAGAAUUGUUGGAGGCUCGUCGUCAACAAGUCCAAGCACAGAGAGAGGUAGAAAGGCUGUCAAGUGAACUGGAGGAAAUAAAGCAACUCUCUAAAGAAAAAGAAGCUCAUGGACACCAUUUAGCUGAAGAACUGGGGGCUUCUCAAGUACGUGAAGCUCAUUUAGAAGCAAGAAUGCAAGCAGAAAUCAAGAAAUUGUCAGCAGAAGUAGAAUCUCUCAAAGAAGCUUAUCAUCUGGAGAUGAUUUCACAUCAAGAGAACCAUGCGAAGUGGAAGAUUUCUGCUGACUCUCAAAAGAGUUCUGUUCAGCAACUAAAUGAACAGUUAGAGAAGGCAAAACUGGAAUUAGAAGAAGCUCAGGACACCGUAAGCAAUUUGCAUCAACAAGUCCAAGAUAGGAAUGAAGUAAUUGAAGCUACAAAUGAAGCAUUACUUAUUAAAGAAUCAGAAUUAACCAGAUUACAAGCCAAAAUUUCUGGGUGUGAAAGGACAGAAGACAUCAAGUUUCUACCAGCCCUGCUUACAUCUGCAACAGAAAUUAUGCCUGACAUUCAAGAUCCAAAAUUUGCUAAACAUUCUCACACAGCCUUUUUCAAGUGUAGAAAGCUACGUCGCUCUAUUAGUGCCAGUGACCUUAGUGUCAAGACACGUAGUGAUGAAGAUCUUUCUGAAGAAUUACUACAGGACUUAAAAAAAAUGCAGUUAGAACAGCCUUCAACAUUAGAAGAAAGCCAGAAGGAUCUGACUUACACCCAGUCAGACUCAUUUAAACCUCUCACGUAUGACCCAGAAGAUGAUAGUUCUGAGAGUAAUGACUUCAGUACUCUCAGUGGAAUGCUAAGAUACAUAAACAAAGAAGUGAGACUGUUAAAAAAGUCUUCUAUGCAAACAGGUGCUGGUUUACCUCAGGCUGAGAAAGAGGAGGUGUUGGUCUUGCUGUCUGAAGGGUGGCAGAGGCAGAAAGGCUGGAGGAGGUGGAAGGGGAGACAGGAGAGGCAGGUACAUUUGGUAUAAUUUUAGGAAAAUACAUCACAAUUUCUGUGAUUUUUUUUUUUUUUUGCUUUUGUAUUUCUUUAAAAAUGUUUUAAUACGGUACCAAUCCUUCUUCCACCAUUUGCUUUAGGUUCAGUGCCCAUAUCAUGAAGGGUCCAUGUCAUAAAAAUAAAUUGCUUUGGGGUAUUUUUGUCCAGAAUAGGACAUUUUUGUUGUAUUAAAAACCUGUCCAGGCAGAUAAUCCUUUCUCCUUAGUGAUUUUCUUAAUGGCGUCCCUGAACUGUCUGCUGCUUCUUGGUUACCUUGACAUUUUUUAGUACAAACCUAUUUCUAAAAUUAUCAGUCCAUCCUUUGUUGGCAUUAAAUUCUCCAGCUUUGGACCCUUUACCUUUCCUUCGCUCUAAAUUGUCAUACAAUGAUUUUGCUUUUUCUUGAAUUGUAUUAGAGUCUAUAGGCAUGCCUUUCUUACAGCAUUCUUACAGUCACGUAAAAGUUGCAUUUUCAACACAAGAUAAAAAGUUCAAGGUUUUCAUACCUGCUAGCCUAACUGCAGUGAUGGCUUCACAAAUUUCCUUUUCUUUUUUUUACAAUGGCCCUUACACUGGAUUCACUUAUCUUGAAAUCACCUCAUCUACAGUACAUACCAAGCAAUUCAAUUUUUUCUUGUAAUGUCAUUACUCUGCUUCUUGGGAGCACUUGAACAUUACUAGCAGCACUUUGUAUGGGUCCCUUGAUGUUUUUCAAAAGUUUAUGGUAUUGCACUAAACACCAGAAAAAUAUGUGAGAACUGCAAGAGGUCACUUUUUUAUUGCAAUACAUAAUUUACUGGAGAGACGAACUACUCAUGUGGAGAGGAUUAAUGUCACACAGUGUUUUAAGCAAUACAAUACUUGAGCUCACCCCAAAACAACAGGUGGUGGCUACAAGAUUAUUACAAUAGUACUAUAUUUAAUUUUACACAGUUAUUUAAUCCUCCAUCUUUACAUUUGUUUACAUUUCGACUGCAGAUGGUGCCAUAUAUAGUCUGUGUAUAAAUUUUGAUGAAUCUUAACUUUUUAUAAUAGAUU